UACUAUGACGACGAGGACAAAUACUUCUCAGAGUAUGGACCCAGGGUCAUGGUGGUCAUUACUAAGAGCGUAGAGUACUGGAAUGAGACUGUUCGUCACAGCAUUGAGAACUGCACACAGAAAUUAGAGGACAAUUCUUACGUAGAUAAGAACCUCUCAGAGUCAUGGCUGAGAGCAUAUAUAGAGCUUGCCAGAAAUAGUUCGAUAAAUAUAAACAAUAAGGCUGUCUUCAUUGACAACCUAUCUACACUCUUCAGCGUUGCUCCCACUUUUGCGUGGGACAUAAACAAGACUCAGGAUGAAAUAAAAGCUUCACGUGUCUUCAUCCAGACGGUGAACGUGACCUCAGCCAUUGAUGAGAAGAACCUUCUCAAUCAGUUACGAGAGGCAGCCAAGCAGUGCCAUGUUCCAUUAAUGGUGUACCACCCGGCGUUCAUCUACUACGAUCAGUACCUGGUCAUAGUGCAGAACACCAUUCAGAACAUUAUCGUGGCUGCCGGGGCAAUGCUCGUCGUCUCCCUUUUGCUGAUUCCCAACCCCUUGUGUUGCUUGUGGGUGACUUUCGCUAUAGCGUCUGUUAUAGUCGGUGUUGCCGGUUUCAUGACGUUUUGGAAUGUCAAUCUGGAUUCCAUAUCCAUGAUCAACCUGGUCAUUUGUAUAGGGUUUUCAGUAGAUUUUUCUGCUCACAUUUCCUAUGCCUUUGUUACGAGUGAAGAGUCGUCAGCCAAUAAAAGGGCAGUCGAAGCUCUGUCCCUGCUGGGUUACCCAGUCUUACAAGGUGCAAUUUCUACUAUAUUAGGAGUAGUUGUCCUGGCCGCAGCAAAAGCCUACAUCUUUAGGACAUUUUUCAAGAUUAUGUUCCUUGUUAUUUUGUUUGGGGCUCUUCACGGUCUUGUUUUCAUUCCGGUGUUUUUAACCUUUUUUGGCAACUUUGGCAGAUCACCUCACGAUACCAAAUCCCAAAACCUAGAUCUUAGGCUUAAAAAAGAUAAGGAUUGUCCGUGA
Molecule: messenger RNA, 1005 nt
Organism: Eurypyga helias (sunbittern)
Lineage: Eukaryota; Metazoa; Chordata; Aves; Eurypygiformes; Eurypygidae
Product: patched domain-containing protein 3-like
Exons: 1
Cellular component (GO): membrane
Source: RefSeq, a predicted model, not a curated record